UACUUAAACACACCCCAGCAACUCUCCACAAUCCAGCCUGAAACAGUGGCUGUCACCCUGUGGACUGACUGAGCCCGAGGCUAGAAGACUGUGAUCCUCCACGUGAGUCCCAGUAGAUAGUCCUGUGUGUUGUGGCCCGCUCCAGUGGUUACCGUGAUGACUACAGAGGCACCUAAUGGACUGUGGCACCGAAACAUCAAGGCCAGUCAGUCAGAUGAGCUCCCCAGUCAUGUUGGGAGCCAUAAUAAUGUGCAGGAGGAUGAUCUGAGACAGUGGGAGAAACAUGCACAGAAGGUGAAGGUAAAAGUCCUGGAGCAGGUCCACGAUCAGCUAAAUGAUAUUCUAGACAAAGCUCUGACUGAGUCCCUACAGCUGUUCACCCACAUCCAGCCGAAGGAAAAGACGACAAAAAAGUCCUCAUCCAGAUCUCAGAAAAUGGAUGAUGGCAAAGUGUUUAUGGAAAGAGCGUCACUGUUGGAUGAGCUGUUUGAGAUCAGUCACAUCAGAACCAUCUACCACAUGUUCAUAGCCGUGCUCCUCAUCUUCUGCCUGAGCACACUGGCUGUCGACUACAUCGACCAGGGCAGGUUGGUCUUGGAGUUUGACCUGCUUUUCUUCGCCUUUGGGAAGCUGGGGACAGUCACCUGGGCCUGGGUUCUGAUGUUUUUCUACACCCUGCUCGUUCCCUACUACACCCUGGUGUUCUGGGGUUCCUUGUACCACAGCUUCCCCUCCAAGUUGGGGCUGUCUCUGGGGACAGGGCUGAUCUUGUCUGCCAUACAGACCUUUGUUCUGGGACUGUUCCCGAUCUACGUAGUCGUAGACAACCAGCUGCCACCAGCCUCACGGUUCAUUGUGAUACUGGAGCAGAUUCGAUUCCUGAUGAAGAGCUACUCCUUCAUAAGAGAAACUGCUCCUGUUAUAAUGAAGAAUACACCAAAGGAAGGAGAAUGUCCCAGAUUCCCAACAUUUUCCAGCUAUCUGUACUUCCUCUUCUGUCCAACUCUCAUCUACAGGGAAUCAUACCCCCAAAAUACCCACAUAAGAUGGAAGUAUGUAGGCGUUACUCUCGGCAUGAUCUUGGGCUGCCUGUUUUACGGCUACUUUAUUCUGGUGCGGCUCUGUGUGCCCCUCUUCAGACCCGAGACCAACCAGCCUUUUAGUAAACGGACAAUAGUUCUGGCUGUGUUCAACUCAAUUUUACCAGGUAUAAUGCUGCUUCUGUUGUGUUUCUUCGCCUUCCUGCACUGUUGGCUCAACCUCUUCGGGGAGCUGCUGCGUUUUGCUGACAGAAUGUUCUACAAGGACUGGUGGAACUCUACAUCCUUUGCCAACUAUUACCGUACCUGGAAUGUAGUGGUCCAUGACUGGCUGUAUUACUACGGAUACAGAGACUUCCUCUGGCUGUCAAAAAGGAAAUUCCGAACAGCUGCCAUGCUGUCCGUGUUCAUCGUUUCUGCUGUCGCCCAUGAGUACGCCUUGGCCAUGGGCUUCGGCUUCUUCUACCCCGUCAUGUUCUGCCUCUUUGCAGUCUUUGGAGUGGUGUUCAAUUUUACCAUGAACGACAAGCGUCAGAGCCCCGUGUUCAACGUCAUCAUGUGGGCGUGUCUCUUCCUCGGCCAGGGCGUCCAGGUGUGUCUGUACUGCCAGGAGUGGUACGCCCAGAUACACUGCCCACGGAAAGAGAAUAGUUUCUGGGAGCUAGUGACGCCUCGAUCCUGGUCCUGCAGCUACCAGAGAUGAAGCUGCGCUUCUCCUGGGCUGGCGGGAUAGAUGAUGAAAAGAUGGAGGUCUGGAAAUCCUUUUGGACUAAACAUAGACCAAAGCAUAGAAGGA
This is a messenger RNA of Xiphias gladius (swordfish), 1836 nucleotides long. RefSeq names its product sterol O-acyltransferase 2 (gene soat2). The transcript is spliced from 16 exons. Gene Ontology annotation, cellular component: endoplasmic reticulum membrane. Gene Ontology annotation, biological process: cholesterol efflux; cholesterol metabolic process. The coding region runs from base 157 to 1743 and encodes 528 amino acids. Gene Ontology annotation, molecular function: fatty-acyl-CoA binding; cholesterol O-acyltransferase activity; cholesterol binding. The record is from RefSeq and is a predicted model, not a curated record. NCBI's taxonomy places the organism in Eukaryota, Metazoa, Chordata, Actinopteri, Istiophoriformes, Xiphiidae.